GCUUCUGCUGCAGAAACUACACCGUAUCACACCUCAAUCCUCUCUGGAGAGGGAUGGAUGCUCGAGCUGUUGCGAGGUCAACCUGACCGGAUACAUUCCGAGCUCGGUUUCAAAUACCACACCUUCCACAUACUCUUGCAAGAACUUCGAUUACUUGGCUAUGGUGACUCCCGUCACUGUUCCCUUGAAGAGCAACUCGGCAUCUUUCUGUAU
This is a messenger RNA of Stereum hirsutum FP-91666 SS1, 213 nucleotides long. RefSeq lists its product as uncharacterized. The record is from RefSeq and is a predicted model, not a curated record. Lineage: Eukaryota; Fungi; Basidiomycota; Agaricomycetes; Russulales; Stereaceae. The annotation marks the transcript as partial. The transcript has a single exon.